UUCUCAACAAAACAAUAAUGUAGGAGUGGUGGAAUACCACUCUUAUGUAGCACCGAUGAAAUAUCACUCGGAGGAGCAACAAAGUCGUUCAGCACAUCAGUAUUCUCCUGUAUUUGCUCGUUCCGUAUGAACCAUGGAGCUGGCAGUGGUUGCUGUAGCUGAGACCUCGCCAAAUUGUACUUUCGAGAAUCUUGCAGAGGCUUUGGAUGUCUGGUGUUUGCGUCCUCAUGUUUUAAACAAGCGUAUUGCAUCUUGUCGAGUACUACACACGGUGCGAAUAAGCAGGCCACAACUAGAAGAAGCCGUAGCAAGCGACCAGGUCUCAGAAAAACUACGCAAUGCUGAAUUUGAUUUGCCUGAAGAAGACAGCGACUGUGUCAUUGAGUGUAGAAUUCGUGAGCUGACUAGUCGUCCUAAUAAGUCUGGUGAUGUACAUAGGACAUAUGAGCUAAUCGUAAUAGAUAGCAGCGCGUGUUCGUAUUGUUUCAUACCUAUUGCACUAGGAAGUGUGAACGAGGGUACGGAUACCACAUCCCCACCAGCCCGAGAUGGACUGCCACAGCUGGGUCGCUGCCACUUGGAAUGGCAGUAUCAACUAUCCAUGCAGAAAAGCGAUGACCUGUCGCUAAGUGUUCUAGUGUGUGUGUCCAAACAUCGGCCAGAAGACUGUCUGCCGCCGCCACCACCACAGUCACAGACCACACAGGAACUCAGUGGUGAUCAUGUGGAGACGACCGUCGUCAGCAAACCAGCAGUGGCGUCACUGCUGCCCGGUAUUGGCCAAACCCUGCCUCGUGUAGGCUGGCUGGGCAAGACUCUCCUACCAAAGGUGGUGACAUGGAUGCGGCCUGCAACCACGCAAACACCCCAAGACAAGAAUAGCAGGAAUGGUACAGGUAGCAGCAGUACUGGGGGCAGUGGCUAUCCCAAGUGCACUCCGCUGAUUGACAUGGAUCGCUAUAGCACACUCUACCAGCAUCUCAAGAUCAAGUAUGGCAAGCACUUAGUCGAGGUGUGGCCUGAACGUACGGACCCGCACAAGUUUGUGUAUGAGGACUGUGCCAUUGCAGCGUACCUUCUUGUGUUGUGGGAGGAAGAAAGAGAACGACUUGCGCUAACUCAAAAGCAAUCGUUUGUUGACUUAGGCUGUGGCAAUGGCUUGCUUGUGCAUCUCCUGGCAUCUGAAGGGCAUCCCGGCAAAGGUAUUGACUUGCGCAAGCGUCGCAUCUGGGAUCUGUACGGACCGCAGACUGUCCUAGAGGAACAUGCCAUAGAGCCGUCUGACUCAUCAUUGUUCCCGCACACUGACUGGAUUAUCGGUAAUCAUUCCGACGAGUUAACACCCUGGAUACCAUUGAUCACAGCCAGGUCAGCGUACACUACUCGCUUCUUUCUACUGCCAUGUUGCUUCUUUGACUUCCAUGCCAAG
Sycon ciliatum is the source of this 1429-nucleotide messenger RNA. RefSeq names its product probable tRNA (uracil-O(2)-)-methyltransferase. Gene Ontology annotation, molecular function: metal ion binding; tRNA (uridine) methyltransferase activity. The record is from RefSeq and is a predicted model, not a curated record. Lineage: Eukaryota; Metazoa; Porifera; Calcarea; Leucosolenida; Sycettidae. Gene Ontology annotation, biological process: tRNA methylation.